Molecule: messenger RNA, 3050 nt
Organism: Salmo salar (Atlantic salmon)
Lineage: Eukaryota; Metazoa; Chordata; Actinopteri; Salmoniformes; Salmonidae
Source: RefSeq, a predicted model, not a curated record
AGGACUCUAUCUAAGGAGAACACUCUGAGAGGAAGGGAAGAAGAAACCAUUUUUUUAUCCUGAAUGUAAAAAUUAAGCUUUUGAUGAAGGGUCUUUGUGUGAGUAGACAUUUAAGACAACCAAAAUAAUUAACCUAGGAGUGACUAACAUGAACCUUCACUGUAGCUAUCCACCUACUGUAGCUAUCCACCUACUGUAGCUAUCCACCUUGAUAUCAACAUAGCCAUCCACCUUGAUAUCAACAUAGCCAUCCACCUUGAUAUCAACAUAGCCAUCCACCUUAAUAUCAACAUAGCCAUCCACCUUGAUAUCAACAUAGCCAUCCACCUUGAUAUCAACAUAGCUAUCCACCUUAAUAUCAACAUAGCCAUCCACCUUGAUAUCAACAUAGCUAUCCACCUUAAUAUCAACAUAGCUAUCUACCUUGAUAUCCACCUAGCUAUCCAUCUAUAGUAGCUAUCCACCAAGUUGUCCACACUGAUAACACCUAUCUAUCCAUCUAUUCUGUGUUUCUUCACACAAUAGUUCAGGAUUUAUGUAUUAAAAAGAGAGUUUUAGUUUAGUUUUUAAGGUUUUGUGCUGUGUUGAUAGAUCUAACUACUUUGUGUAAGGGUCUAUAGCCCUUUUGCACAUUCCAUGACCGAACGUUCUAAGCACACUUCCUAUCGGUGUGGCAAUUUCCGGUGACGCGUACUGUAGAAGGGAAGUCAGUCCUGUUGUUAUCGACGAUAUAACGUUACUACCACUAUGUCGCAGUUUUUUACUAGGUGUCUUCAGGACUUGCCUCAAAUUAAUAUUAAUGAUGUACAUCGAGUUGCUAAAUCAGCAUCGGAGAAAAGAACGAAAAGGGGUUCAAGAUGUAUAUAGGAAGCUACAUAGACAACUAUGAAGGUGAGUAACGUUACCAAGUCAGUGACAGAUAUAACGUUAGCUAGCUACAUUCAUUAGUUAGCUAAUUUAACUAGUAACUGUAGCUAGCUAGUUACUUCGUAAAAUGAUGUAACGUUGACAGAAUCUACCUGAGAAUGUGUGUAUUUUCGUUAGCUUGCUUAAAAAUUAAGCUUGCUAGCUAUAUUUGCUCGCUAAAAAUACUUGUUAUUCAUGUCAUCUAACAAAGACACAUUGACAGGGGAGAUCACCGUGAGGGCUGGCUGUCACAGGUCCACGAGGAAGAGUAAAAAGCUGCACAGCAUGAGAGUAGGGAAAGGUUAUAGAUAGCUACUAGGGACCUUGUUAAACAUCUCCUGUGAGACACUGUCGUUAUGGUCAAAAUGUGUUGGAGACAGUGUCAACGUUUAAUCUUAUCAAUAGAUAGAUAUUAAUGAUGGGUUACCCACUUAACAAGUUAUUUGGUUAAGAUCUGUUGAUGUGUUUGGUAAUUGUGUUACUGAGACACAAUCUAUUCCUGUAUAGUUAAAUGAGCCCCUAGUUAAGAAGACUAGACACUACUAUGUUUAUUGUUAUUUAUGGGCCGCAUCAUUCUUGUUUCUCACUUCAGUCUUUCAUCACACUUAUCUUCACGUCACAGAUGGUGUUAAAGCACUCUGUACCAGUGAUCGUGGUCCAAAGCCACUGCUUCCUGUGUUGCAGGAAGUGCUCUGUGUAAUCAUCUGGUGGCCCUUCUUUACCAGACAGCGCACUACUCUCAACUAAAACAUUCCUGCCGCACCACCAGUUCACAGCUGCACAGACACAGAACAGCGUUGGCACAAGCCAAGAACACUUGUGAGUCUAUCAAUAUCCAUUAAAAAAUGCACCUGAAAAGUGUUCAGCCUAUGUAACAGUAAAUCCUGGUUAAUUAGGGUGUGACGCCAGGUCCGGUUGAUGGGAUAGAGUUCCAGAAACCUACUAACCCGUGUGCUGAUGGAGUUGGAAGUUUUCUCUACAAAGCAUUCAAUGGAUACAUGCCUGACAUGGACCUUCUCCACGUCUCAGAAACGUAUUCCAACUUUUCUCCACUUCCUGCCCCUCUUGCGACAACAAUGGAAAUGUCAGCUGACGUGCCCCUGGUUGAGUCAGCCUUUGGGCCAGUGCAAGCUGGCAGUGUUCUGUCCCAUCAACUUCCACAGCCAAAGACCCGUGAAAUUGUGAAGAUUGCCGAUGCCCCUUCUCCACCAAUACUUCCAUUAGAUGGCUACAGGCUUCAGUCUUCCCAGUGUGCUUACGUCCUUAGCCAUCAGGAGCAGUUCCAAGUCAAGGCAUUAGAGACAACCUACGAGAUGUCACACGAAGUCGAGGUUGCUACAAGGGAGCAGAGCAGCAGCCCGGAAUGGCAUCAGCUCAGGAAAAUUAGAAUAACAUCCUCUCGUUUCCGAGAGGUUUGCCAUGUCCGGGGAGAGACCUCAGCUGACCGUCUAGCUGAGCGGAUGUUCAAGGGAUCUGGUAUGCAGACCAUGGAGAUGAAGAGGGGGCUAGCCAUGGAGCCAGUGGCUGUACAGGAGUACUGCACACUGAAGAAUGUUAACUUCUUUCCGUGUGGCUUCGUAGUGCACCCAGAUGCCCCAUGGUUAGGAUCCUCUCCAGAUGGAAUCAUAUUUGAUCCCAGUGUGAGACCACACUUUGGACUCUUAGAGGUCAAGUGCCCAAAUGUACCAAGUUAUGUUGACUGCCGUUACCUGAAGAUGCAGAAUGGAGAGCUGAAGUUGAAGAGAUCUCAUGCUUACUACUGGCAGGUUCAAGGUCAAAUCCUUCUCACAGGUUGUAGCUGGUGUGACUUUGUCAUCUGUGCACAGGAGGACAUCCUAGUUGAAAGGAUAUAUAAAGAUCUACAGGUUUCAAAAACUAUAAGAGAGAAGGUUGACCACUUUUAUUUUUACCACUACUUGCAGAAGUGUCUAUCUCGCACCUGAAUGGAUCCCCUGCAUGGGUGCCAAGUUUAGUGGUAUCAUGAAAAAUAAGUAUUGAUGUUCUUGUGAAGAAAACUACAGUAGAAUAGAUUUGUUUAAAAAUAUAUAUAUUUCAGAAAAUGUUCAACAGUUCAGUUAAUCAAUUACACAUCUUUGUGAAUCCAAGAUGGCGUAGCAGUCAGACGUUUUUGUCCUCGUCUUUGU